This is a messenger RNA of Eurytemora carolleeae, 916 nucleotides long. RefSeq names its product flavin-containing monooxygenase FMO GS-OX-like 2. The transcript is spliced from 10 exons. Lineage: Eukaryota; Metazoa; Arthropoda; Copepoda; Calanoida; Temoridae. The coding region runs from base 134 to 916 and encodes 260 amino acids. The record is from RefSeq and is a predicted model, not a curated record. Gene Ontology annotation, molecular function: N,N-dimethylaniline monooxygenase activity; flavin adenine dinucleotide binding; NADP binding.
UCAAGCUAGUUUAAAAUAAAUUUUGUUUAGAAUUUGUCCGACAGUAUUUGAGCAAACUGGCUGUGUUGGGGGGACAUGGGUCUAUCAGGAACAUACAGGGUUGGAUAAUAGGGGAGAGCCUGUACACUCGAGUAUGUACAAGAACUUAAAAACAAACCUACCAAAGGAGCUCAUGAUGUUUCCAGGGAUUCCAUUCAAUCCAUCCAACAAUUCAUUCAUUCAUCAUUCACAGGUUCUCGAGUACUUGGAAGAAAAUGUGGAAAGAUUCGGCCUGGAGAAAUAUAUUAAAUUCGAUACAAAGGUAGUGAGGAUCAAACCGUUGAACAUACAUCAGAAUGGAAAACGAGGUUUGGAGAAAGGAAAUGGAGAACCAGGGGAAGGAAAAGAACAAGCAGAACUUGAAAAUGGGAAUUGGGAAGUGGAGUAUAAAUGUUUGAAAACAGAUAUCUUAUCUAAGGAACUGUUUGAUAAGAUCGUAGUUUGUAACGGGCACUAUGCUAAACCAAUCUAUCCAAAUAUUGAAGGACAGGAGAAGUUUUGUGGUAANGUUGAAUCUUGGUUUGUAGAUUUGAAGUUUUCGUUAGGGAUAGAGAGAUGUAUUGGUAGUUCAGGAUUCUUGUUAACAGAUGGUAGCAGGGUACAGUGUGAUAGUGUUGUACUAGCUACAGGAUAUAAUUUCUCGUUUCCAUUUCUAACCGAAGACUGUAACGUAUUUGUGGAAAAUAACCAGAUGGGAUCCCUGCAAUGGCCGUAUAUUGACGAAUUGGCAAAGAUGGCUGGAAUUGAAACCUUAGACCCUGUUUAUCAAAAUAUUGAUGCACAUGAGGAGAGGUGUGCUGACCUCACCAGCUACAAGAACAAUUCAUACCAGAUCAUCGAUCAAUCACAGUUCAAGAAAAUCAUACCAACCAAGUAA